CUGUGACGUGCGCGGUCGGCGCCGGGCUGUCCGGCGGGCGGGCGGGCUGUGGGAGAUGGCGGAGUAUCUGGCCUCCAUCUUCGGAACAGAGAAGGACAAGGUGCGGAGGAUUUCCCCGACUGCUGCAUCCUGAUCCUCAGGCUUCUGCCUGCAGCCUUCCACGCGUCGGGAACGCCUCUAGUUUCUCUGGUUGUUGGAAGCACACUUACAAAACCCUCCUAACGAAAAUUUGGUCACCGUCGGCCUGACCAAACCAACGUGUUUUUCCACUCAUAAAAAUGAAAGGGGGCAUCGAUGUGCUGCUGGACUAAAUUACUCUUGUCAGCCCCUGGCCGUGAGGCUUCUGUUUUCCUUCUACUUUGUAGUGCUACCUGCCGGUUCCAAUUCCCUCGUCUGUCAGAAAAGCAGUCUCGGCAGCCUCUCUUGGGCUCUAUCACUGUAGCGUCCCUUCUGAUAUGGUGCAUUACAGUUUUAACAGUAUUAGUAUAUGCCACUACAGCAGGCAUGAAAUUCCUGUACCGGUCUUAUUUUCUAUUCAAAAAGCAAACAGAACUCUCCAGAAAGUGUUGAAGUUGGAGGCACUACUGGAAAUUUUAUAGUUAGAUACUUUUUUUUGUUUCAGGAUAGAGUUCAGAAAAGACAGGUCAACUGUUCAUUUUAUUUCAAAAUUGGAGCUUGUCGUCAUGGAGACAGAUGUUCUCGAUUGCACAACAAACCAACAUUUAGCCAGGAAGCGAUGCUGUUGUAAGCUUGCCUGUAGUAGAGACCAACCAGUGCUAACUUUCAGACAACUUGAUUUUAAGAAGAACGGUACAAAUACCAUCUUGAUUCAAAACAUCUAUCGUAACCCCCAAAACAGUGCACAGACGGCUGACGGCUCACACUGUGCUGUGAGCGAUGUUGAGAUGCAGGAACAUUACGAUGAAUUCUUUGAGGAGGUCUUCACAGAAAUGGAAGAAAAAUAUGGUGAAGUUGAGGAGAUGAACGUUUGUGAUAACCUUGGAGAUCAUCUAGUUGGAAACGUAUACGUAAAGUUUCGCCGUGAAGAAGAUGCAGAAAAGGCUGUGAUUGACCUGAACAAUCGCUGGUUUAAUGGACAGCCCAUUCAUGCUGAGCUUUCACCUGUGACUGACUUCAGAGAGGCCUGUUGCCGUCAAUAUGAAAUGGGAGAGUGUACACGAGGAGGUUUCUGCAACUUCAUGCAUUUGAAGCCCAUUUCUCGAGAGUUAAGACGCGAGUUGUAUGGGCGGCGUCGUAAAAAGCAUAGAUCCAGGUCGAGGUCCCGUGAACGUCGGUCUAGAUCCAGAGAUCGUGGUCGUGGAGGUGGUGGUGGUGGAGGAGGAGGACGUGAACGUGAUAGGAGGCGGUCAAGAGAUCGUGAAAGAUCUGGUCGAUUCUGAGCCAUGCCAUUUUUACUGUAUGUCUGCUAGAAAGUGUUGUAGUUUGACCAAACAAGUUCAUAAUGAGAUUUUUUUUAAAGAUGGGCUUCUGAAUAAAAAAUUUGUAGUGAUACAGUAUUCUUUGUGUAACUUGUUUCUUGUGGGGGGAGUCUUUUUAACUGUCAUUCCUCUAUCUUGACAAAUACCUGGAUUAACUAUGCCUGAGGGAAAGGUGGUAAAUGUAUUGGAGGAGCACCAGUUUUGGUUUUGUUUUGUUUUUUUUUUUAUUUGGGUAUAAUUUGAACUGUUGAUGAAGAUGUGUGUGUAUAUAAUAUAAAAUAUUAUAUACAUAGUAAAAAUAAUAUACUGCUUAAGAAACAGUUACAUAAGUUUCCCUUUUCUGCUAUGCUGUCUGCUUAUUUAGGUUAGUUUAGGCACAUUUAAAAGGAAGGCUGUGCAAAAUGCAUUUAUUUACCAAGUAGAAACGCUUAGUUACAAAAAUGUAUGUUUGUUUGUUACCAGAAGUCUGUGCUCUGUCUAUCAAUGUGACUGUGGCAUUUACAAUAAAUCCAAUUUCUUGGUGUAAAAUCUAAAGCCUAUUUUCUAAGCACUCUGGAGUAGUUGAGUUGCUACUCCUCUCUGUGCCAGAGUUCAUAGCUCAAUUUUUUAUGACUCUUGACUAAAUUCCUUAUCUUUGGCUGGAAAGAAAGUUGCCUAGUGCAGUGUGGAAAAAAAGUAAUAUUUUUAUUGGAAUGAUUCAUAAUAGGCAGGUGAGGGUUUUUUUAAAAAAAAUACACUUGUGCUCUGUUCAACAUGAUACUUAGGUUCUAUUGAAGGAAAUACUAGGUCCUAAAUGCAAGGACCAAAUUUCUUAACAGACUGAUUUUUUUUUUUUUUUUUUUUUUUUUUUUUCAGUCUAUGUUCUCUUACCUGUCAUUUAAUGAAAAGCAUUUUGUUAGCAUCCAAGGUCAUAGGAAACUAAUUGAAUGCUAGUGGAAAAUUUUUUUUUCCACCUUUACUUGCUUUUUGAUAUUCUGAAAUGCGAUAAACGCUAAUGGAUAGAUGGCAGUUUCUUCACAAAUAAGACAUCUUUCUGUUUGAGUUUUAAUUGAAUUGCACAAUAGCUAUAUAUCAGAGAUUGUGUAUCUCGAGUGAAAGCUCCAGUUGGAACGUUGCUGGAACAUCCUCAGAGACCAUUUGUACAAUGGCUGACUUGCAGUUUAACUUCAUGUCUGCUUUUAUUCAGAGUGUAACAUACUAAGAAGUUUUUGUCAGUGGUCACAUUUCUCCAAGGUACAACUUGAUGUACAUGAAGCUAUGUAAUACAAUAUAGCUUUCCAAGGGGGGAGAAAAUUUACGAGCGCGUUUUUAGUUCUGAGUCAGAUAACUUGUUAAAUGAUAAAUCUGUUCCCUGAUUACUAUUAAAGAAACAAAGGAAAUAGGAUAUGGAAGUGUCACGUAGCCAGAUUAACAAACCAGCUCCUCUCUGCCUCUAAGUAUAAAACCAUUUUGCUCACUGGAAUUUGGAGUUGGCAAACAAAAUAAUAUCGAAAAAAGCUUUUCUAAAUUAAUCUGCUUUGCCUCUUACAGCUAAAUUCUUGCACCAAUUUAAUUUGAAUUUAUUUUGUUCACACUGGAUGGUUUGGCCGACCAGAUUGUGGAACUUACUUUGCCAGUAAGCUUUUUAAGGAAAUGUAUCACUCUAUGUGAACACGGCUUCACUGCUUAUGUUUUGCUGCAAGUACAUAAAUGAAAUUAUGCUUUCUUUUCACUGGAAGAAAUUGAGCCAUGCCUGGCAAUAAAUGGCUGAACUGAAAUCUGUGGUAUUUCUGCUAGGCAUUGGGAAUUUAACGUUGAUAAUUUAGUUCUUGCAGUUUACAGGAUAUUAUUCCAUUUCUUCUUCAGUGAGAUUUAGGAUUAUUAGAUAAUUUAAAUCUCAAGAUCAAAAAGGUGAGGAUAGUCUUUCUGUUUUUUAAAAUAGUAUAUAGUAUAAUGUGGAUACUAUUUUAAAAGGUUUCAUAUCAUUUUUACACAGAUUAAUGACACAAGCUGAUUUGCUCUAUAAACAAGUUAGUUUUAAACUAGUAUAAAUGUGUCCCUGUAACAGCUUUCAUCUGUUUGUCUAACCAAUGUUAAACUGCAGGUAUCAUUUUUUAAUUAAAAUAUAGCAGAAGGUUGAUUUCUCCCUCUCCCCCCAGUACACUUUUUCUUAAAGCAUUCUUGAAUUCCACCAAAUGCAUCGUUUUAUGGUCUUAAUUGCACAGCUACUCAAAAACUAACCAUGUAACUGGAAUAUGUCAUAAUGGGCACUGAAAGCAAGGGAUUUUACUGGAUACUCGAAGGAAAAAAACUUGUGCACUGAUCACUACCUGAUCAUGUAAUGAUUACCUAGUGACAGCAUUCAGCAUAUAAAUUAAGCUCAUGACAUAUCUUCAGUUAGGUUCACCUUUAAGACUAUACUACCAGUAAAAUUCAUCAAACUUGAGAUUUAAACUCCACAAAUUCGGUUAAACACUUAUAUAUGGUAGUCCAACCUGCAUUGGUUUACCAAUACAAACUAAGUGGAAAUACUACCUCCCCCUUCUAUUGUUGCUCACAAUGUCUUAGAGAAAAUUUUUUUUCUUCCCAAAGGUAUCUACUUCUCUCAAAUAUUUCAUUGUUGACUCUUCUGUUAAACAGUGGAUCUUAAUUUAUGGAAUUCCUUUACCUCAAAUAAGUGACAGCAUACAGUAUUUUCUGAAGUCUGAGUCAAUUAGGUUGAAACUGUUAAUCCCAAGUGGCUUCCUCUUCUUUGUAUUUGGCUCUUAUUCUGUGAAAAUGCUGCUUGUCCAUGAAUAUGAUGUAUGUUGAAACUGUAAAACCAAAUGGAGAAAACUUGUUCAAAAUAAAGCCUUUUUUUAUAAGAA
Tyto alba (common barn owl) is the source of this 4285-nucleotide messenger RNA. It is a transcript of the gene U2AF1, whose product is annotated as U2 small nuclear RNA auxiliary factor 1. The transcript is spliced from 11 exons. Gene Ontology annotation, molecular function: metal ion binding; pre-mRNA 3'-splice site binding. The coding region runs from base 684 to 1400 and encodes 238 amino acids. The record is from RefSeq and is a predicted model, not a curated record. Gene Ontology annotation, cellular component: spliceosomal complex; U2AF complex. Lineage: Eukaryota; Metazoa; Chordata; Aves; Strigiformes; Tytonidae. Gene Ontology annotation, biological process: mRNA splicing, via spliceosome.